Molecule: messenger RNA, 2257 nt
Organism: Capsicum annuum
Lineage: Eukaryota; Viridiplantae; Streptophyta; Magnoliopsida; Solanales; Solanaceae
Product: glucan endo-1,3-beta-glucosidase 8-like
Exons: 4
Coding region: 625-2022 (465 amino acids)
Biological process (GO): carbohydrate metabolic process
Cellular component (GO): plasma membrane
Molecular function (GO): hydrolase activity, hydrolyzing O-glycosyl compounds
Source: RefSeq, a predicted model, not a curated record
GCAGCAUUGCUAAGGACUCUAAAUUAUUAAACUAAAAUAAAUAAGUGAUGAUAAGUAUUUAUUCGUAUGAGAUACUUAAACUAAAUUAGUAAAGGUAAAAUAUAUAUAAUUUAUACAUAUUUUUAGAUGCAUGUCCAUAAUAAGCGGGCUACCCUAUAUUCAAGAUUAUUUAUUAUUUUCUUCCUUUUUCUAUAUUGACAAAACUGAUCCCUUUAAAAAAAGAUUUCUAUUUUUCUAGCUUUUAAUUUUGAUAACCCAUACUAAACCCCUUCCAUCCAUCUAUAAUCAACCUCUUUUUGGAUUUUUAAAUUUUAUUUGGAGACACAGAAUUUCAUUUUAUUACAUCCAUGUAUAAGAAUAUUCUGUUGGUAAAUUAUACCUCAGAAAUAGAGUAAAAUUGAAUUUUGAAAAUCAAAUACUUUUAGCGCAACGACAAAGGUGACUCAAGAUUGCUUUGAUAUCAUCAAUGGCAUAGUAACAUGAUCCAAAUGGGAUUCACCAAAAUCUUUCAUCAGAAAUCAUAUUGUAUUUCCCAAAUAAGGUCUGAAUCCCAACUGCAAUACUUUUGUCUUUAUUCUUUUUUCCAUUGAAUCUCCCUGUUGAAAUUUCAGACAUCACCGCAAGAUGAGGCUAACCAUAUUAGGCAUAAUAAUGUUGAUGGUUUUGUUCAUGACAAGUGGUGUUAAUAGCUUUGUGGGCAUCACAUGGGGCAGGAUGCAAACACAACAAUUGAAUCCAGCAAUGGUUGUUGAUUUACUUUUACAAAAUAAGAUUCCAUCAUUGAGAUUAAUGACUUCAGGAUAUGAUAUCAUUGAAGUAUUUGCAGCCACUAAUAUUAGCAUUAGUGUUACUAUGGGAAAUAGUUUCAUGUAUCCAGCAAAGAGAAAAGACCUUGCAUAUAAUUGGGUAAAUGAACGUAUCAAGAGUCCUAUCAACAAAGGUGUGAAUAUAGUGGAACUAACGAUUGGGUCUGAACCAUUUUCGAAUACGUUCUUGAAAAAAGUGUCAAACUAUGAAGUGGUGAACGUGUUAAAACUCAUGCGAGAAAGUCUCGAUGCGAUGGAUUUAGGGUAUGUUAAAACAACGACCGCCCAUGGCAUGGACGUCUUAAAGGUUUCAAAAUUUCCAUCAGAGGCCGAUUUUCGCGAUGACAUUAAAAAAGAAAUGCUUGAAUCCUUAGCCGAGUUCAAUCGGACCGGAGCCCCAUUUGUUCUCAUCCUGUUCCCCAUCCAUUUUGUUAAAGAAAUACUGAAAUACCCCAUGGAAUUCGCCUUCUUUGACAACAAUAGUGGGUUCACAAUAGAAGAUGGUAAUGUUACAUACACAAACGCGGUGGAGUUAAUGAUAGAUUUCGUUGCAUGGGCAAUAAAGAAAGCGGGAUAUCCCAAUAUGAAAAUUAGGAUUGCUCAAAUUGGAUGGCCUACGGAUGGAUAUUUACAUGCCAAUGUUCAAAAUGCAGAAAGAUUUCACAGGGAGUUAUUGAAAUUUAUAGUAUCACAAAAAGGGACACCACUUAAACCAGGGCCUAUGGACAUAUAUUUGCAUAGCUUGUGUGAUGAGAAUAAUUUUGCUACAAUGUUUGGUACAUUUCAAAGACAUUGGGGUAUUUAUAGGGCAGAUGGCCAUCCAAAGUACAAGAUUGAUUUCUCAUUACAGGGCCACGACAAGUAUCCUACGCAGGCUAAGGGCAUAGUGAAAAUGCCAAAUCGAUGGUGCAUUUACAAUGGGGACAAAUCAAACCUGGAGUUGGUGCAUAAGAAUUAUGAGUUAGCAUGCCAAGCUGCAGAUUGUACAAGAUUGGAACAAGGAGGUUCAUGUGAUGGACUUAAUUUUGAUUCCAAUAUGUCAUAUGCUUGGAAUGCAUUUUUCCAAAAGAACAAACAACAAGUAAAAGCUUGUGAUUUUGAUGGUUUGGGUAGAAUUGUAGCAACAAAUCCCUCUGAGAAAAAUUGUGAGUUUCCCAUUGAGAUAUUAUCAUACCAAGAUCAAACAGUUCAAAAUGGUAUGAAAUUAAGAAUUUGAAGAACCAAUAAUAGAAAAGGAAUUGUAUUUCUUUUGUGUUUCAGAAUCCAUGUUGUUAAUGUAAGGUACGGUAAGGUUUGGUCUAGCCCCCUUUGCUUAUACUUAUCCCUAUUGAGGAUUUUAUUUUUGUUUUAAUAAAAAACUGCUAGACACUCUCUCUCAGUCUAGCGAUAAAAGUUCGCUUAAAAAAACAUGUUGUCAAUGUAAACCGUCAUAUUAUCUUUACUUAUUUUAU